This is a messenger RNA of Morone saxatilis (striped sea-bass), 3297 nucleotides long. RefSeq names its product solute carrier family 12 member 9-like. Bases 111 to 2921 code for a protein of 936 amino acids. Gene Ontology annotation, cellular component: membrane. The record is from RefSeq and is a predicted model, not a curated record. Gene Ontology annotation, molecular function: potassium:chloride symporter activity. Lineage: Eukaryota; Metazoa; Chordata; Actinopteri; Moronidae. Gene Ontology annotation, biological process: chloride ion homeostasis; chloride transmembrane transport; potassium ion homeostasis. The transcript is spliced from 14 exons.
AGGUGUAGGGGAGGCGCCCAGGUGAGUGAUUGGCAGCCGUUCAGUUAGCCGAGCGCAGAUUGAAGCCUCGGCGAGCUGCGUUCACGGUAACUCAGCCAAACUCAACCACAAUGUCAGAAAAGACUCCUCUCCUCCAUUACCGACUCACCAGCACCAGUGGCCCGGAGCCCAAAGAUGUGUCCAAACCACACAGAGGGGCCAAGGAAAAAACAGCGCGGAAGCUCGGAGUGGUGUUUGGCGUGGUCAUACCCACCUUACUGUCUAUGUUUAGCGUCGUUUUGUUUAUGAGAAUUGGAUUUGUUGUGGGUCAGGCAGGGCUCUACGAGGCCAUUGUCAUGUUCCUGGUGGCCUACCUGAUCAUCACAAUGACUGUGCUUUCUGUCUGUGCCAUCUCCACCAAUGGGGCUUUAGAUGCUGGAGGUGCAUAUUACAUGAUCAGCCGGGCCCUGGGUCCAGAGUUCGGCGGCAGCAUUGGCAUCAUGUUUUUCUUUGCCAAUGUGUGUGGCAGCGCUCUCUACGUUUUGGGUCUGGUCGAGGCUGUCAUGGCUAACUUUGGCAUCCCAGAAGACAGUGCUGCAGCUGUUGCAAGUCUCUAUCAGGUGUUGCCUUCAGGAUACUGGUGGUCUCUGCUUUAUGGCACUGCCCUGCUCUUCCUGUGUUUCGUUGUUUGCUUGGUGGGAGCCGACAUCUAUGCCAAAGCCACCUUUAUUAUCUUCAUCAUAGUCGUAACAGUCCUGGCUUCAAUCUUUAUCAGUUUUUUCAUCGUGGGGCCCAUUGUGGUGAUUGUGCCAGAAAGGUCUGUUCUAAACAGUACCAGCCUGAACAGUGCCAAUUAUUCUGGCUUUCAGCUCCGCACCCUGGAGGGCAACCUAUUGCCCAGUUACACAGUAGACUACACCACUGGUACCAUGAUGAGUUUUGCCACAGUGUUUGCUGUCAUGUUCAAUGGCUGCACUGGAAUUAUGGCAGGCUCCAACAUGUCAGGUGACCUGAAAAACCCCAGCUAUUCCAUCCCAAGAGGAACGGUUGUAGCUGUUUUUAUAACUUUCAUCAUAUACAAUUUCCUUUGUCUGCUGGCUGCGUGGACCUGUGACCGUCAUCUUCUCCAAAAAGACUACAGUUUCCUGCGAGACCUCAAUAUAUGGCCGCCCCUGGUAACAAUUGGAGUUUACUCCUCCACCCUGUCUGCUGCCAUGAGUAACCUAAUAGGAGCCUCCCGGGUCCUGUAUGCCCUGUCCAAAGACGACCUGUUUGGUGGUGUCCUGGCUCUGGUGAGGAAAACAUCUCGGAGUGGGAACCCCUGGGCCUCAGUGCUUGUCUCCUGGUUACUUGUGCAGGUGGUGCUGUUUGCUGGUGAAUUGAACACCAUUGCUGGUAUUGUGACUAUCUUCUUCUUGUUGGUCUAUGCUGCUAUAAACCUGGCCUGUUUAGCUCUCGAAUUGGCUUCUGCACCAAACUUCAGACCCUCAUUUCGUUGUUUUACAUGGCAUACCUGCGCUCUGGGCAUUCUUGGAUGCCUGGUCAUGAUGUUCCUGGUCAAUGCCAUUUAUGCAUCUGCCAGCAUAGCCUUUAUGCUGCUGCUCUUGAUGCUUAUCCACUACCUCGGCCCCAUCAGCAACUGGGGCUACAUCAGCCAGGCUCUCAUCUUCCACCAGGUCCGCAAAUACCUGUUGUUGUUGGAUGUCCGUAAGGAUCAUGUGAAGUUCUGGAGGCCCCAGGUGCUGCUGAUAGUGGCAAACCCUCGCAGCUGUACAGGUCUCAUGACUUUCAUAAAUGACUUGAAGAAGAGUGGCCUCUAUGUUCUGGGACAUGUCAAGCUGGGUUUACUGGAUGGCUUGCCCUCUGAUCCCCUGCAGAACCAUUAUGACUCCUGGCUGUCUCUAGUGGACCAUCUAAACAUCAAGGCCUUUGUCAACCUUACACUGGCUAAUUCUGUCCGACACGGAGUUCAGAACCUGCUUUUCAUCACAGGCUUCGGUGGAAUGAGGCCAAACACCCUAGUCUUGGGUUUCUAUGAUGACUGCACCCCUCAGGACCACCUCCAAGGUAAAGUUCUCCUGUCUACAGGCCAUGGCUUAGAGGCAGUGAGUACAUCCAUAGACCCCUGUGAGCAACGGUCUCCCUCCUUCCCCAAUGUGCGGGGUGCUGAGGAACCCAAAGACCUUCAGGAAGAGGAAUAUGUGUCAGUGAUUGCUGACGCUGUGAAAAUGGGGAAAAAUGUGACUCUGGCUCGUUACUUCCACCAGUUCAACCGGGACGAGGUCUUGGGGUCAGGAAAAAAGAUUGGGAGCCGCAGAAGAAUGUCAGGGCCGUUCGUUGACGUGUGGCCUCUGAAUCUACUUCGACCAGACAGCCGCGGUUAUGUGGACAUCUGCUCCCUGUUCCUGUUGCAGCUGGCCAGCGUGCUUCAAGAGAGCCGUGCCUGGAGCCAAGCACGACUCCGCCUCUUCCUGUGUGUGGAGGCUGGUUGCAGCCUAAAGGAAGAGGAGGAGACGAAGCUUCGGGGGAUGCUAAAGGAGCUAAGGAUCUCAGCUCAGGUGCAAAUGGUGGCAUGGGACCAGGUGGUGGCCCUGCACUGGCAGAGACGAGGAAGAACGGAGAGAGGAAAUCUGGUAGAGUUUGCACAGAAUGAGGAGGGGAGGGAGAGACAAGAGGAAGAGGAAGCCGAAAAGGAAGAUGCUAUACAACAAUUUCCCAAUAAUGGUGCUCAGCUGACCGAUGAAUACAUCUGCGCUGUCAACAAUCUGAUACGCAGACACAGUGCCCCUCAGCCUGCUGUGCGUUUCCUGUAUUUGCCCCGCCCCCCAGCAGACACAAACCGUUACUGCACCUACCUGCACCACGUGGACCUGUUAAGUCAAGAACUUGGUCCAACAUUGCUCAUUCAUGGAGUCACUCCUGUGGUCACAACUGACCUCUGAAAUUUUACUAUUAACCACCCUGAUCUGGUGUUUCUUAUCUAUGGACUGUGCCUGUUGUCACCAACUUACUCACCUGGUAUUUACAUUGUCAACCACACUUUCAGACUUGACACAGACACCACAAUAAACCAGUUCUAUACUUGAGUCAUACCCAGAUUUAGAAUCUUAUACAGUUAAUCAUUUUCUUACAUUAUUAUGAGGACACUUGGGGAAAUUGAUUUGAUCACUUCAAGUUUACACAUGUUCAAUGUUUAGUAAUCACUGUGGAUAUAGUGGCAUGCAAGGUUUUGCAGUUUUCAUUUUGUUCACAUCAGUAUGCAUUUGUUAAAAAUACUGUUUCCACAUGGGGACUGCUCUUUCACAUUGUGACUUUUUG